CCCUGAUUAAGUUGUUCAAAAUGGCGGCUUCUUGAGAAGGAUUUUGGCCGAAAAAUUAUACGAAGAGAAAAAAAACAUGGAUGAUAGAUUGAAGAAGAUGAAAGAAAAGUCGAAGCUUCGACGACAACUUCUUGCGCAACAGGUAAAAUGUGCUCAACUUUUCCCGGCGAAAUUGUGAAAUAAGGUCAUUUAAUUAUUGCAAAAAAUGGGAAAGCUACUGUCUAAGUUUUAAGUGGCGAGGGAUCAAGGAAAGAUCAGUCGUGCAUGCAAUUAAUCAUUUCAUAUCCGUCCUGGGCUGAAACGCAAAUCGAGUGUGCUAAAGUUAGUCAAACUUUGGGGAUCGCUGGCGAGAAAUUUUGUGUCUAUAUCCUAUUAGACGUAUUGGUGUGUGUUAUUAGUGGUGAUAUUCGCUGAGUAUCUUUACGAGUUGUGCCGUAUUUUGACGAGCCCUUAGGGCUCGUCAAAAUACAAACAACAAUACAUUUCUCAUUAGGCGGGAAAUGUAAAGCGGAUAGAGAAGCGUAGCGCACGCAGUCGACUGGUUAAACAGGUCUUUUGCAGUACAAAACGACUAACUGUUCAAAUAAACAUAUAAUAUCGCAGGAUAUUUGUACUCUACUUUGUGCUGUUGGACAAUGUGUUAAUCUUUCUUGCGCGAUUUUGUUAAAAUGUUACACUCCUUACAUUUUGGAGCAUGCUGGGUUGCCUUUUCUUGCAAUGUGGUGACAUCCCGGAAUAGGCUGGGUUAGGAGGGGAACUUAUGCCAUACUUUGAUGUGUUUGUUUUGGAGAACUGGAAACACUGACUCCAUUGAGUCCAAAUACUUUAAAUUAAAACUAUCCUGUGUAGAAUUAAAUGAGAUCCUUUAUUUUCACCCAAGUUCAGGACAAGAAUGGAAAAAACCUUUUUGAUGUUAAACAAACCAAGAAAAAUACUGUGCAUCACUCUUGUGAUGUAUAAACGACAUAUGCUAUACUGCUGGCCACAUCUCUCUUCAUUUUAAUGAGCAAAAUUGCUACCUCUAAACCCAACUUAAACUGUGGAAGCCAUUUUGAAGGUUCAUGUGUCAUGGGAAGAGAGCAAAUUUAUAACUUUAAAGAAAGCAGAAGGAGAAUAGUCUCACAGAUAUGUAUAUCUCACUCCAACUGAAGACCAAGACUAGACAUGCUGUAAGACUAUAGCUAAAACAUCACAGCUAGUCACAUGAUAACUGGUCAAGUCACAUGAAAGUCAUCUUGCCAGAAGUCAUUUCACUUGGAAUGGCAACUUGACUGUAAACCAGCCAUGUGACUUGGAAAGAUAGGUCACCCAGAAGGGCAACUUUCUUGCCAAUUUAAGCUAUGAAUACUUCUUAUGUCUAUGGCAACCAAAGUUGUCACAGCAUGGAGUGCUGCAUCCAGGGGAGUACCAUGCAUCUUGGUACUCCUUCUUAUCUGUGCUGUCAAUCAUGAAAUGUACAUUCUGGUGAUUUAGCUUGGUGCAUCAGGAGGUGAUUCCAUUGGAGAACUACUGACCAGUAGAGAGGAACAAGAAAGCAAACGGCUCAAGUUCACAGGAGAACAGAAGGAUGACACACAUCAAUCUGGAGGUUAUCCAAAAGCCUCAGACAUUGCUUUGCCUGGUGUCCCUGCGGGUCCAACCAAGGUUGGUUAUUGGAAUAUUUUACAUAUGACUAGGAGCUCUUAAAAAAAGGAAAAAGUAUUAUUAGCAGGGGGCAUUCAUUUUUUAAAUUAUAUCUACCAAAUCACUCACAAUGAAUCUCUUGUAGAUAUUACGUCAAACAGAAACAUGCAUGGUUUCAAUGUCUUCCUCAUGUAGUACACAUUUCCAAAAAUGGUCAAGAUUAGAUUUUGAUUUUCCAGGUGUUGAUAUCAAGAGAAAAGAAAAGAGAAGGUAAAAGCAUUGCACAAGAGAAUACUGAAGACUCAGAAAACGUAAGUCAUGCUUAGAUUGUUUGACCCUUUCAGUCCCAUAUUUCUCAUUUCUGACUGCAAUACAGUUCCUUGUAUAUUGGACAAGGGAAUUUGGUGUUAGAACAAUAGAAUUCCCUCUUGCUGAUAAACUUGUCUUUUCUCCUUACCUGUUUGCAAGAUAACAUAUUGUAAUGGUAAGGACAAUUUACGAGUUAAUCACUUCUGGGAAUUGAAGGGUGAACUAUAGUCUACAGGAGACAUAACUGGUUUCUUUAUGAAUGUGGAACCAUUGCUAAUGGAAAAAUAUUUUUGAUGACUAAAAAUUUACUUUAGUAAAGAAUAUUGUUUUGGGAAAAGUAAAAAGGAUUGCUUAGCCUUCUGUCAGCCUGUUUCUUUCGAAAUGAACAGGCUUUGAUUGCAGCUGAAAAAAUGCUCCACUUCCUGGUUGUUUGAAGGGCAGAUAACUCUAUCCCAAGGAUAAAUCACUAUCCAGUGGAUAAGUGUUAACAGAAUUUACUACACUAUCCAACUGAUAGAGAUUUAUCUAGUGGAUAGUGUUAUCCUCUAUUUACACAACUGCAGCUAGUAUCUGUCAUGGUAUGUGCAUUUAAAAGAGGUUAAUCAAGGGACACUUCUUGUGCUCUCCAAAACUGUCCCCUGAAUUAUAAUACAAUCACAUCACAUGAUAUUACAAGUCUACAAAAGUCAGUUAAAAUGUUUCUAUGGUGUUCUAUGAAAAUUACCUUAGGGCUUUUUUUGUUGUGUAGUUGUGCAGUGUGAAGUUGAUAGCUCAAUCCUUUUAACCUUCAUCUAUUUAGAAUAAAGACGACUAUGAAGGGGAAGAUGUUGAGGAAGUUGUGUACAAAGAUUCCAGCCACUUCUUGAAGGUACAUAAUGGAUAUUACUUUUAGACUCUUAAACAAGAGAAGAAGUGUACUUAGAUGCAUAUCUUCAAGCUCUGUGGAUAUUAGAUUGAACAAAACUGUAGAAUACAUGUAUAUGAAAAGGUGUGCAAACUUACAAAUUAACUUUUUUUUAACUUGAAAGUAAUGUUUUUGAAAAUGUUCACUUUGCAGACUUGGUUACAUAGAGGUGUUAUUAAACUCAUAACCUUAAGUGUAAAAAAAACUUAAUCUUGAACAAGUGGGACAAGUUGAAUUUUUUUACAGUUUGGCUCAUUCAAAUGACAUUGACCCUCUUGACAUGGGUAAAUUUAUUUUGAUGUAUUUAUCAGAAGUUUUUGCCUGAUUGUAAUAAACUUUUUUUCAAAUUUCAGGGAACACAAAGUGCCAACCCUCACAAUGAUUACUGUCAGCACUUUGUUGAUACAGGACAGAGGCCUCAUAAUUUCAUCCGAGAUGUGGGUGGGUAGUUUUUUUGAAUGAAAUGUCUGAUUUUGCCUUAGUACGGUGGCAAGACUACUGAUUUAAAACUCACUAUUUGGUAACCUUUCUAGAAAUAGAGGUUAACUUGUUAGAAAAAAUGCUGACUGACUCUUACAGUAAAGAAAAAAGGGAAAUAUUUAUUCAAAGUAAACAAUGGUACAUGUAAUUAAAUGUUUUAAACAUAAAUUUCUAUGUGAGGUGCAUUUAUGGCCAUCAAAACAAGGAAUAAAAACAUUCCAACUUGCAACAGGACUAGGGAACAGAUGAUAACAAAAAUGGUUGGAGCUUGAAGGAUGGCAGGCCCAGUGUUCCAACCCCUUUCUGAAGAGUCACAGACCUUAAUAACUCAUUUUGAGCAGCGCUGGCUAAACACUUUUCAUGACCAAGUACAGUUUUUAUGUGACUGGUUUGGGGGAGGUUUGUAGAUGAUGCAGGACUGUAAACAUACACGAAUACAUGAAAAAGGCGUGGUGUUGUCAAGAACAAAUGGUGUUAUGUUCUGUGUUUUAGGACUUGCUGAUAGGUUUGAAGAAUAUCCUAAACUCAGGGAACUUAUCAGACUUAAGGUAACACUAUGAGUGCUAUUGGGUUGACUUUUUCCUAAGUAUAUUCAGAUGUACCACACUUAAUUCUUUUAAAAAGAAAAAAAAAUCGUAUGAAUCAAUGGGUGUGGCGAUUAAAAUGCUUGAAUUGCUCUGAUUAUUAUUUUUUUUCAUCUUUCCCUGCUUUUAGUGAAACUUACUGUCAAUUUAUAAAUAAGUUUUGAGAACUUGGUAAUAGAUCAAGAUGACAACUUCAACUUGAUAAGUUUGAGUAUUCUCAUUACCUGUUUGCUGAAUAAUGUAUGGAUAUUAUAGGGAGAAGUUACAUGUUAAUCACUUCAGGGAGUUAAAGGGUUAAGUUCUACAUCAUAACUAGGGUUUAUAGAUUUGGAUUUCUGUAGUGGAUCAAUUUUUUAGGGUGUUGAUGUUUUUGUAAUUAUAUGUCAUUUAAUCAUCUUUUAGGAUGAGAUCAUUUCAGAAAGAGCUACUCCCCCAAUGUAAGUAAUGGUGUUAUAUCAUCAUAACAGAGGCAUGGUUUAUGGUGUGACUUAUAGACACAAGGGGAAGUUUUUGUGGUUAGGAAUCAAGGUUGCAAGUGGGUGAAUUGAAGUCCAACUUUUACCUCCCAUGAUCUGCUAGUAGUGGGUAAUUGGUCUUAUUGACUGAGUUGAUGACAUAAAUUGGCCACUUUAAAGAGUUUCAAAGCUGACAUUUAAUUAGAGUGCUGUGAUGAAGGCCUAAUGCGCAAAAUGUCACUUUUGUUCCUCUUUAUUGUGGCCAAUUUAGGUUUAAUGGUCAACUCAGUUAAUAAUAUAUAAUCACCCUUUUAUACUCUCGCACUGACGUAGCACCUCAGUUUUCUUUAGAAACUUACUCCCUUUAUUCAUCUACUAGUAAUUGUUCUCCUUACUGAAUCCUUUUCUUGUUAAUUAUUUGCAAAGAGAUGAAUCUUUUUUUUUUCUUGUUUUUUUUAAUUCAUGUGCCAGUUUUUGAUUAUAUAUUUUAAGGUAUCUUCAGUGUGACUUGGAUAUGUUUGAUCUUGAUGACCUUGAAUGUAAGUUUGACGUGUUGUACAUUGACCCACCCCUGGAGGAAUAUCAACGACGUGCUGCUGGUACUACCUUCAACUGGAAACCGUGGACCUGGGAUGAGGUCAGUUGUAUGCCUACGUUUGUAAAACUUUAAGGGCUCAGUGUUUGAAGCUGAGUGAACUGAUGCUGAUCAGGAAGCUCAUUACAACUUCUGUGGCGUAAUGUUAUGAGGUGUCUGUAUUCUACCUUAGAUGGCAGUAACCCCCCCCCCCCCAAAUUAUUUGGGCAUUAGCCCUUGGUCAUUUGCUUGGACAAAAGGCUAACUAAAGGCUUAAAAUGUCAGUAUUAGAAACUCUUUACAAUGGCCCAUUUACAUUAUGCAGUAAAUAAAACCAAACUCUCUUGUAAUAGCUCCCACCUAUAGAGCACUAACAGUCAGCUUAACCCUUUAACUCCCAGAUCACAUUUGUAAUUCUCCUUACUGCCAACCAUACAAUUCUUAUAAUGUUAGCUCAGAGAAUUGAGUAUUGGAUCAACUAAUUAUCCCAGGCCCAAAUUAUUAUUUUUCUUUAUUCUCAUCACUUAUCUGAUUGAUAUUGUAUUGAUAUUGUAAGGAGAAAUUCUGUCUUGGUUACUCAUGGGAGUUAAAAGGUUAAAAACUCUAAUGCAGUAGCCAAUUUCUAUCAUCAACUCAAGUAAUGAAACCAAACCAUCUUGUUAUGACUUCCACUGAUGCAGCACCACAUUUUUAGAAACUUGCCCCCCUCCCUCAGAAUUAUGUUAAGCUUCUCAGUCAGUUCAUUGGUACACUUUUGAAGACAGUGCUUUCAAUAAGACCUGCCACCUGUCGGGGCUCUGUUGGGAAUUCUGUUGAGAAUUGCUGCGUAUACUUAUUCAAGUAUUCAAGUCAAAUUUUCAGAACCAAAAAGUAAAAAACUUAAAAAAUAAUAGUAAAUUUUAAUUAGCAUUUGUAGUAUUCACCUUAUGUAUUUGUCAAAUUCUGUGGUCUUUGAUGGUUACAUGUAGGUUCAUUCUUUUGCUGGCAGUUUUCUUUUUCUGCUUGUUUUGCGUGUUCUACAUAUAUGUUAAUUCAUCAUGCGUGAAGUAGAUGUACACAUUGUUGGCUGCUUAAAAUAAUUUUCAAGCAAUUUUGAGCUGAACUUAAAUCAUCAAGUAUUUUUGGACAAAUAAAACAACUGUACAAUACUUUUUCUCGACUGUUAGUUAGAAAAAAAUUGAAAAUCAAAAUUGUCAAAUAGCAUACUUAUUGAUAAAACACAGAUCAAAUUUGGAACUUUUUUGAAAACUAAGAGGUUUUAAGAGUUUGCAUUAAAAACGCUCACCCAAGGCUCAGCUGCAUCUAGAGAGUAACAAAACAGAAAAUGAACACUUAGCAUUUAACCUUUCAUUAAAAAAUAAAAGCUUGCAUUUGUUGUGAAAAGCAGAAAAGACCAUGUUCUUAUAGUUACUGGUAAGCCAGUACAUGAGUAAGCGACUUUUCAUUAUUUUUCUGGAAGCAAUCAGUGGCUCAUCAAUUGUUUACAAUCUGAUAUGAAACAUGAGCUGUGGGAAUUUGUUAGCCAUGAAAAGGGCCAUGAAAUAACCCAGGGUUAGUGUGAAAUCUGAUUUCAGAUCUUAAAACUUUGAAGGAAAAUUCAGUAGAAUUUUUUUGUCCACUAUUUGAUGAUUGGAUGCUCUAAAAAGAAUAGAUAAAAUUAUCCCUAAAGGCUUUUGAACAUAAAAUGAAAGAAACCUGGAUUAGAAUUUAAUCUUGGGGCAGCACUAAUUGGCCUUCAAACAACUGAUCCCACUACAUUAGCUGGACACCAGGUGUGGAAUGGAAAAUGGUAUGUUCUUGUUUCUUUUGUGAAAGGGUUUUAAUGGCUACUUCAGUUGAUAUUCUGGUUGCCUUGUUGCAGAUUCUUAAGCUAGAAAUAGAAAAAGUAGCUGCUCAGCGCUCAUUCCUGUUUCUUUGGUGUGGCUCACAUGAAGGACUUAAUGAAGGGAGAAAGGUAAAAUAUAAAAAUAUGUAGAAAAUGAUCAAUUGUUGUCUUUUUGCGAUAAAACAUUUCGUAAAAGCAUAUUAAAAAUAUGUUGACAACAUUUCAACAUUUUGCUAAUGUCAUAAUCAAGUCAAAGAGUGAAAGAUAAAAUGUUUAAAUAUUAAAAAAACAAUAGGUAUUUAAGGUUUUUUUUAAUUGACUUGAUUGAUGACCAGGUAUUUUCAUUGUUCUUCCAUUGGGGGUUUUCUUUAAACCUGUUCCAACCCCCUUAGUAUGUCUUUGUUAACAGUGCCUAAAGAAAUGGGGCUUUCGUCGUUGCGAGGACAUUUGUUGGAUUAAAACAAAUAAAACCAAUCCUGGAAACACAAAAUACCUUGAACCUGAUGCCAUCUUUCAACACACUAAAGAACACUGUCUGAUGGGGAUAAAAGGAACUGUGAGAAGAAGUACUGAUGGAGACUUCAUUCAUGCAAAUGUGGAUAUUGAUCUUAUUAUCACUGAAGAGGUAAAUUGUCAUUAGAUUAUAAAAUAGAGUGGUGAAAAUCUUGCAAGCUGUGGGCCUACAUGGAAAAUAUCUUGAUGUAGCAUAGAGUUGAUUCAGUCUGGUUGUCUCGGAAUUCUUUUGGGCUGAUAAAUGUUACAUUCACCUAUUUGUUUAGCUCUUAUUGCUGAAUAACAAGAAUGAAAAACUCAAAUAGGAUUUGGCAUGAAAUGAAAAGUACAUUAAUUUCUUGCAUUUGGACUGUGAUAUGAAAAGCUGGGAUGUUAUAAUUUCAUAUUUUUGUUCACUAUUCACUGUUCAUUAUUAACUGCUCUUAGAGAAUGGAAUGGCAUGUGUUCCACAUAAACAUAUGCAGUAAGAUGGAGACUAACAUAAUCAUGAUGACACCCCUAUCCCCUUUUAAAUUUUUCUUGAAGCAUAUUAUUACUAUUAUUAGUAAUAAUUUAAUUAUUUAUUAAGUAGUGUAAGUUGAGAGUUCUUGAAGGAAAUAAUUAAUUGUACCAUCCAUUUCCAGCCUGAACUUGGGAGCACAGAAAAACCAACUGAGAUAUUUCACAUAAUGGAGCAUUUCUGCCUAGGAAGACGUCGGCUUCACCUGUUUGCUGUUGAUGAUACCCUAAGACCAGGUAACAUUUCAAUAAUCUUUUUCCAAUACUUGUACUAAUGUUUUUUUUCUAAAUACAGCUGCAAUAUUUAUUGGAUUUAAAAGAAACCACAAGCCUCUACACUGACUACAUUGUAGUUUACACCAAUUUUAUGAUUAAGGAACAGAAAUUUUUUUGGUUUGUCGUGAGUGUGAGACAAAGAAAAAUUUUGAGUCCUCAUGAGGAAGUGAUUUUCAGACCUUGGGAUUCCAUGCUCAUUGCUCUACCACUGAGCCACAGAGAAUCUGUGGUGAGCUAGGUUAAUACAUUACCUUGUGUGUAAAGAUAUUAACCCUUUCACUCCCAAGAUCUCUUUAGUAAUUCUCAUUACUGUCUGCCCUAUGAUUCUUAUGAUGUUACUUCUGAGAAUUUGGUUUUAGAUCAAGUUAUAAUGCCCUAAUUGAUUUUUUUCCCUAUUCUUGUCACUUGUGUGCUUGUUACUGUUAUGAUAUUGUUAGGAGAAAUUCUUUCUUAGGCACUCAAUGGAGUUAAGAAAUAUGGUAAUUUCUUAGCUUGGUAAUGAAAUACAUAAAAUGUUUCUUUAUCUUGUGACAGGCAUGGGAAAAGGAAAAAAUUCGGAGUUUUGAUGACUAAUUUUCUGUUUCUAUUUUGUGUUUGCUAGGCUGGCUAUCUGUGGGCCCCAGUCUUUCAAGUUCAAACUUCUCUGCUGAUUUGUACAACUCAUAUUUUUCCAGUGGACCAGAAGACCUUAUUGUGGGCAGCACACAAGAAAUUGAGACUCUUAGACCUAAAUCUCCCACAGGAAAACACAAGGGAGAUGCUGGAGGACGUGGGGGUGGUAAUGUGGCCACAAGGGGAGGGCCUGGUGCUCGGGGAAGGGGCAUGGUUCGUGGGGGGAUGAUGAGGGGAGCAGGAUUUCAAGGGAGGGGUGGGAGGGGUUUUGUGAGCUUUUCUGUAAGAUAG
Pocillopora meandrina is the source of this 8944-nucleotide messenger RNA. The record is from the annotation of a GenBank genome assembly. Lineage: Eukaryota; Metazoa; Cnidaria; Anthozoa; Scleractinia; Pocilloporidae.